Molecule: messenger RNA, 1918 nt
Organism: Daucus carota subsp. sativus
Lineage: Eukaryota; Viridiplantae; Streptophyta; Magnoliopsida; Apiales; Apiaceae
Product: ATP sulfurylase 2
Exons: 5
Coding region: 223-1674 (483 amino acids)
Biological process (GO): sulfate assimilation
Molecular function (GO): sulfate adenylyltransferase (ATP) activity; adenylylsulfate kinase activity
Source: RefSeq, a predicted model, not a curated record
UCCUUCCAUAAAAAAAAAACAAAAAUUGAGGUGGGGUAUAUAAGCCUGAAAAGGAAAAUGAGAAAGAACAAACUUGUGGACAUGUUUUAAUUUCAGCCAGAGCCAUCUCUAUAUUCAUCUUCUUGCAAUUCAGAUCAACCAUGUCCACCAACUAUUCACUUUCAACACUUUCCAUUUUUGUAGGAUCUCCUCUUCCAGCUAAACAUUUUCAUACUCUAGAAGAUGUCUCUAACAAUUAAGCUACAAUUAAACAACAUUAGUACUAGUAGUAUUACAUGCCUCAAUCUCAAUCCCAGCACCAAAAAGAUUCAUAAAGGUCCAAACUUUAUUGUAUCCAAACCUAUUUACCAUUCAAAUUUGCUAACCCCAUAUGUAUUUCAUCAAAAGAUCACACCUUUAAAGCAAAUGUCGUCAAUUAAAAGCUCUUUGAUUGACCCUGAUGGUGGUUCUCUGGUUGAUCUUGUGGUGCCUGAGGCACAGAGGGCUGUUAAGGCUUCUGAGGCCGAGUCUUUGCCGAAAGUGAAGCUGACCAAGAUUGAUUUUGAAUGGGUUCAUGUGAUUAGUGAGGGUUGGGCUAACCCAUUGAAAGGGUUUAUGAGGGAGAAUGAGUAUUUGCAGAGCUUGCAUUUCAAUUCUUUGAAAAUGGAAGAUGGGUCUGUUGUUAAUAUGUCACUUCCCAUUGUUUUGGCUAUUGAUGACGAUGCUAAACAGACUAUUGGGAGCUCUCCUGAUGUUGCAUUGCUCGGGCCUAAUCAGGAUUUGGUCGCAAUUCUUAGGAGGGUUGAAAUUUAUAAACAUAACAAAGAAGAAAGAAUUGCUAGAACAUGGGGAACUGUUGCUCCAGGAUUACCUUAUGUAGAGGAGGUAAUUACUCCAGCUGGAAAUUGGCUAAUUGGUGGAGAUCUCGAGGUUUUAAAACCUAUCAAAUACAAUGAUGGUCUUGAUCACUACAGACUGUCUCCCCAACAACUCAGAAAAGAAUUUGAUCGUCGUCAGGCCGAUGCAGUGUUUGCUUUUCAAUUAAGGAAUCCUGUGCACAAUGGUCAUGCAUUGCUAAUGAAUGACACAAGAAGGAGACUUUUAGAAAUGGGUUACAAAAAUCCAAUUCUUUUGCUUCAUCCUUUGGGAGGUUACACAAAGGCUGAUGACGUGCCUCUGGAUGUUCGUAUGGAACAACAUAGCAAGGUCUUAGAAGAUGGAGUCCUUGACCCUGAGACUACGAUUGUAGCUAUAUUUCCAUCUCCGAUGCAUUAUGCUGGUCCAACAGAAGUACAAUGGCAUGCCAAAGCAAGGAUUAAUGCUGGUGCUAAUUUCUACAUUGUUGGUCGUGAUCCCGCUGGUAUGGGCCAUCCAACGGAAAAGAGGGAUCUAUAUGAUCCUGAUCACGGGAAAAAGGUUCUCAGCAUGGCUCCUGGACUAGAGAAGUUGAACAUUCUGCCAUUCAAGGUGGCAGCAUAUGAUACAGUGGAAAAGAAAAUGGCAUUCUUUGAUCCAUCACGAGCUAAAGAUUUCCUGUUCAUAUCUGGAACCAAGAUGCGCACAUUUGCAAGAACUGGGGAGAACCCUCCUGAUGGUUUCAUGUGUCCUAGUGGAUGGCAAGUCCUAGUAAAAUAUUACGAGAGCCUGCAAGCUGAAGAAGAGGUCUCACAGAAAUCAGCUGUGCUGUCGUCUUAAUAUGCAACUGCUUGCUUAAGUUUCAACAUAUGGAUUCCUUGAAAGUGAAAUUUAAUUUAUUAUAGGAGAGCUUAUUGUGCGGCGAUAAAGUUUCUUUUUCAAUCGUUUUGCUGGCCUAUAUAUUAAUGAUUGUAACAUUUGGUCAGGGAAAGCAGUGCGACGAAAUCUGAAGAGUUUUGUACUGUACAUCUGUUCACCUAAUUGACAUAAUGAACAAUACACAAUACACAAAUUUUCUCUAUAA